AUGUCCACGGCGGCCGCUGAUCCAGCCGCCGCCGCCGCGGCGGCGGAGGUCACGAGGAAGGAGAGGCGGAGGGAGAGGAAGAAGGAGCGGCGCCGCCGCGCGCGGAGGGAGGCUGCGGAGGCCGCUCGGAGGGCGGCGGAGGCGCUUGCCGCCGACCCGGAGGAGGAGCGGCGCCUCCGGGAGACCGAGGAGGCCGAGGCCGACGCGUCCGAGCGCGCACGGCGGGCUUUCGAGGACGCGGAGCGCCGGUGGCUAGAGGCCGCCGCCGCCGCCGCGCGCGCGGCGGAGAAGGCCGCCGAAGCGGCAGCGGCUGCUGCUGCGGCUGCGGGGGAGGCGUCGACGGUUCCCGAGGACUCCUCCCGCGAGUGUAAAGAUGAUGGAAAUGAAAGUAAAGACAAUGAUGAAUGGGAAUAUGUUGAAGAUGGGCCAGCAGAGAUCAUAUGGGAAGGAAAUGAGAUCACUGUGAAGAAGAAAAUGGUAAAAGUACCAAAGAAAGCCAAGGAAAACCAGCCAAUUCAACAGGAAGAUCGACCUACAUCAAAUCCAUUCCCACCACAGUCUAUAGCUUUUGCUUCACAGAAGACAGAAUCUUCAUUGUCAGCUCAGGAAGUACUUGAGAAAGUUGCUCAAGAGACUCCAAAUUUUGGAACAGAACAGGAUAAGGCCCAUUGUCCAUUUCACCUCAAGACAGGGUCCUGCCGCUUUGGAGUGCGUUGCAGCAGAGUUCACUUUUAUCCUGAUAAAUCAUGCACUCUGCUCAUGAGAAACAUGUAUAAUGGUCCAGGCCUUGCUUCAGAGCAAGAUGAAGGGCUUGAGUCUACAGAUGAAGAGAUUGAACAAAGCUAUGAAGAAUUUUAUGAAGAUGUGCACACUGAAUUUCUGAAGUUUGGUGAACUUGUCAAUUUUAAGGUAUGUCGAAAUGGAUCACUUCAUCUUCGAGGAAAUGUGUAUGUGAAUUAUAAAUCCUUGGAUUCAGCUCUUCUUGCCUACAGCAGCAUGAAUGGACGGUAUUUUGCUGGAAAGCAGAUAACAUGUGAAUUUGUUGCUGUGACAAGAUGGAAGGUUGCCAUAUGUGGUGAAUACAUGAGGUCGAGAUUCAAGACAUGCUCACGAGGAAUUGCUUGUAAUUUUAUUCAUUGCUUUCGCAACCCUGGAGGAGAUUAUGAGUGGGCUGAUUGGGAUAACCCUCCUCCCAAAUACUGGAUUAGGAAGAUGGCUGCUCUUUUUGGCCACUCAGAUGAUGCUGUCUAUGGCAAGGGAAGUGAUACCCCAUGCUUUGACCAUUCGUGGAGUUCAGAUAGGAGACGAAGAAGUUAUGAUCCCAGGUACACACCAAGCAGAUCUAGGAACGAAGAUGUGCAUAAACAACACUCGUCCAGAGAUUAUUCACACUCAAAGCAAGAGCGCAGAAGCCAUACUGAGCACAUUCGAGAUAGAAGAGAAUCAUCUGCAUCAGAUAAGCAUCGAAGUCGAGAGAUUAAAGAUAAGAUUAGCAAAUAUUCUUCUAACAUAGAGAGCGAAAGAGAGUCCCAGAAGAACGCACGUGGAGAAAGACAUAGAAGUGCCCAUGAAGAAAGACAUGGAAGUGACCCUGGUGAGGGAGAAAAAGGAGACCAUGGUAAAGUUAGGUUUAGGAAUAACGGAUCUGAACGGCAAGACAGUUUGGAGCCUGGAUCUUCUGAUAGGCAUUUUGACUUCACCGACGCAGACAGCACCAAGAGUCCUUCAGGCAGCAAGUCCACUGGAACUGGCAGGCAUCGCAGAAAGAGCAGGAGGCAAUCCUUAGAAGAUCCUAAUCUUGAAAGGCACCGUCCCACUUCUCGCAAAUCAACAGAAGAGCAUGGCGCCAAAAUGAGCUCAAGGCGUCGCUACAUAGAAGACUCUUACCACGAGAAAUAUGAUGGAAGAGGGCAAUCUGUAGAACACAGGGAUCACACUGAUGCAUCCGGUGAUAGAUGGGUAGCCACAAACAGUGAUGUUGAUUCAGACCUAGAGACUCGACAUGAGAAGUCAAGCAGCAAACUGGAAAGGAAGGGUGAUGCUCCAUCAGAUGCAGAAAAAACUGGGUAUGAAAGGUCAAGCGGUAGAACCACCAAGAGCCGCAGGGAAAGGAAGCGUCAGAGUGGAAGCAGCAGUGAGCACGGCGACAGUGAAGAGGAGGUCACUUCAGAUCAAGAUGCUAGAGAUAUGAGCUCUGGUGCAUGGAGGAGCCGAUCGAGAAGCAGUGACGAGAAACUCUCAUCGCACAGGUCAAGGAGAAAGAGAAGUCGCAGUAGUCACGAUUCAUAAUGCCCACUGGUCAUCUUCAUUUCGACGCUACAUUAUGCCAACUUUGGCUUUGUGUAUUACUAGAACACAUCAAGUGUUCGAGCUAUAGCUGAUGCAGUAUAUUUAUCUCCGCAGAUGAGAGCUCCACCUUUUUCCAUUGGUUUUUUAGAGAGCUUUCUCGAUGCAGUAGAUAUAGCAAUAAUAACUGUACUAGGAAUAUCGAUCCGAAAGUAUGUAUGCAACUCUCUAGUUUUAUAAUUGUUGUUUUCAUA
Oryza brachyantha (malo sina) is the source of this 2540-nucleotide messenger RNA. RefSeq names its product zinc finger CCCH domain-containing protein 16. NCBI's taxonomy places the organism in Eukaryota, Viridiplantae, Streptophyta, Magnoliopsida, Poales, Poaceae. Gene Ontology annotation, biological process: mRNA splicing, via spliceosome. Gene Ontology annotation, cellular component: spliceosomal complex; U2AF complex. Bases 1 to 2289 code for a protein of 762 amino acids. The record is from RefSeq and is a predicted model, not a curated record. Gene Ontology annotation, molecular function: pre-mRNA 3'-splice site binding; metal ion binding. The transcript is spliced from 9 exons.